GGCUUUCAUUAGAUGUACGCAUGAAGAGGUUUAGGCGUUGAAAGCUGUAACACGAUGUCUACUAUUCCCCCGAAAGGGAAAGUUAUCACUUUUGAUGUAUUUGUUGGAAAUCUCCCACCAGAUGCUGAUCAGGUCAUUAUUUUUUCAAUGAUGCGAAUUUCUAGAUAAAUCUAUAUUGUGCCAAAUAAGUAACUUCUUAGUAACAGAGUCAGAGUAAGACUAGCACCAAAUCUAGUGAAUUUAGUGAAGCAGCUAUUAUUAAACUAUUACUAUUACAAAAGUAAAAGUAGUUGUGAGUCAGCUAACAAGACUAACAAUUUUUGUGAAGAAGAGCAUAGGAGCAUAAUUUUAUUAAAAAAUAGGCUGAACUCUUAAUAAGUCCUCAAACAUCAGGAUUGCACUUAAUAUAAAAAAAAUAAAAUAAAAGCUUAUAUUUGCUGUACAAAAAAAAUGAUAAUUUAAAAGCCAUGACUCAUUUGACUCAUGUUCAAAAUAGAGUGGGACUGACUGACACUAGAUUUUAGGGACUGUCCAUGAAUGUCACAGACGUUGCGCAAAUUCUGCAGAUUUUGACCCACCCCCCAAUCGGGUUGAUUUCGGGUUAUCGGUAAGCCCAGCCAUGUGGACUUUUGUGGUCCACAUCCACAGUUUAUAAUAUAUAGGUCAAGGAGGUUCCCCGAGGUCAGCGCCGUACUAAAUAAGAUUUCGAUGUUUGUACAAUCUAUUCACAUAACCCACGGCAAAACCCAUACUGUUAACCCAAAAUUUACCCCCAAUCGUCACAAAAAGUUAGGACUCCCCCUUUAAAUGUAACUCACAAUCACUAACCUCUGCACCCACUCCCUAUAAAAAAAUCUCUCUGUCCAUUACUGUCCUUGACAAUGACAAAGCCUUAACAAAUUCACUUCCCCAUGUCCCAAAAAAUUUGAAUAUAAGUAUUGAAUUACUGCAUCUGUGUCAACAUGUGUUUAAAACAAGGUUUUUAACCAGUAGUCAGUAGUGAAAGUACUGAAAGACCCAGAAAAUUUGCUGCCAUUGCUGUUGUUGCUGCUUUUGAAAAAAAAUCAGAUUUUAUGCAUUUUGAUUUUUAACAGUACAUUUUUUUCUGGUGAAUUUUUGUUUGCUCAUAACUUGUAAUGUUUGAAGGAAAUGUUUUGAAAUUGAGAGAUUACAGUGCUGCAAAAAUGUUUAAGAAUCCUUACCCAAGAACAUUUUCUAAGAUCACCCUCCCCCCAAACAUUUUUCAUUCUAUCCCCCUUCACCUAGUAGCCUUAAUUAUGAGACUCCCAUCUCCACAAUGCGACAAAUUCUCACAACUGUCAAUGUCACUACACCCUGAUUCUUCUCUUCAGUGGCAGCCUAUAACUUGAUAAAUGGCCAUUUUUCGGACCUUGCAUACCUGGACUGAUUCUCUCAGUUAAUUAUAGUUAAGAAAUAAAAUAAUUAUAAUUGUUGCUUAAAAGGAUAAUGUUUAAAAUGUCUAUAAUUAAAUAUUAAGUGCAGUUUUUUUUUCAAUAAUGCUCUGCUUUUUAUGUGACACCACAUGGCUUCCCCCCCCCCUCUUUGCGUGUGAUGUAAGUAAGGUUGGUCUCCUAUUCCAAAUCCUGGUCAAAGAAUCAAUUAUUAUUAUAGUCUGUCAGGGUCACUUCAAUGUAUGUGUAUAUCAAUACUUUUAAUCGCAAACUAUUCACUUUCUAUUGUUUCUUAAAAGGAUAAUGUUUAAAAUGUCUUGAAUUAAAUAUUAAGUGCAGUUUUUUUUCAAUAAUGCUCUGCUUUUUAUGUGACACCACAUGGCUUCCCCCCCCCCCUCUUUGCGUGUGAUGUAAGUAAGGUUGGUCUCCUAUUACAAAUCCUGGUCAAAGAAUCAAUUAUUAUUAUAGUCUGUCAGUGUCACUUCAAUGUAUGUGUAUAUCAAUACUUUGAAUCGCAAACUAUUCACUUUCAUUUGAAGCUUGUAACUGAACUCUGCUAGAUUACUGAAAAUUAUUUUUCUUUGCACUGACAUCCAGAUCGGAAAAGGUCCUAAAACUACCCUCUCAAGUCAGAAAGCAUUCCUUGCACAAACUCAUGUUGGAAUUUUCUUGUGCAAAUUUUCCACAGAAUGGAAGAUGAAUGAAAACCUCAACAACUUGGACUCCAAAAUAAAUUGUAUGGGUUGAUCCUACCCUGACGUUAGCAAUCUAUGCGUACAAUGUGUACUACGUGUCUGAGUGUUUCGAUCAUAAUAUCCUACAUUGCCUUCAUUGUGCCCCUAUUACUAUUACCGUUCUAUUGCUGUUCAUUUUUUAAUUCUAUUAACAUUUUCCAAUGGGUGUAACCUGUUGUAUUAAAGGGUGCAUUAACAAAAUUCAAAAGGAUAGUGGAAUUUCCUUCCAUCAUAUACCUGAGGCUAUAAAUGGGAAAGGAAAAGAAUUGCUGGAAAUAACUGAACGCUGACGCCGUCUUUGGUUGAAAAAUAUCAACCGAAAGACUGUUACAAAUGAACCAUCCUGAAGUAAGCUGAUUAUGAGCCCCAAGCUGCUUCGAAGCUUUAAAUUGUUGAAUAGUAAAAACUUAUUUUAUGCACAAGAUAUUCAUAUAUGUCCUGUUCAAUUAUCGGUAAAUGGGCAACGUCAGUGGACCACAUGUUAUUUUCGUAUGGAUCUACUCCACCUAUUAGAGCUAAUUUAACAUUAUAUCUUUGCCUACUAACUGCAUCUAAAGACUCUUUGUAUGUUACUUUGCAAGUAUUUACUUUUCUACCUACAUCUUGUUUAAAUGCUGCCAUUUUACAUGCGUUUUAUGGGAAAAGAAACUGAUCGUAAUGAUGAUAGAAUACUAUUCUGAAUAGUAUCGAUUCGAGGCUUAACACUCAGUGAUGGAGUUGUUUACGUCACGUGACCGCGGGAGAAACGCCUUGUAGGAACAACCCAUUAACCUAAAUGCUUUCACAUCAGUUUACAUAGUACACGUCAGAAACAAGCUUUAUAACAUCAAUAUUGAGUUGUAUAGAAUUUCCUCUGAAAAAAAAAAAUUGAGCAGCCAAUGUUAAUUGAAUUAAAACCCAUGGCAAGCUCUCUAUCACUUGACCACUGAAGUCUGUAUCAAAUGUAUAAAAUUAAAAAAAAAAAAGAUUUUUAAAAAGUUUUCAAUGUAAUUACAGAACAUUCUAUUUCAGUUUUACCAUAUUCAUUUCAUUAAUCUAUGCAGUAGUAUUUAAAUCAUGUGACUUAUCUAUAAGAUUAGCUGCUGUCUGCUAACUCAAUCAACAUUACAUUUGUAGCUGUUGUUUAUUCAGGUUUGGCUGUAUGGAUAUACUUUUCUUAUUCUAGUGGUUAUUCUAUUGUCAAAAUUUAAAAAUAAUUCAUAUUAUUGUUUUUUUGCAGAAAAAGGUUGGAAAAAUAUUCUCAAAGUAUGGUGAAGUGCACAAUAUAUGGGUGAAUACCUCCUCUGAUGGGGGCAGAUUUGGGUAAGUUGAAUUUACAUUAAAACAAUAACUUAAUUAGAGGGUAAUAAUGUAAAAUAAUUCUAAAAUUCAUUUAUAUGGUCAAUUGGGAAGUUGAAUUUAACCUUGUUUGUAUUUUCCAUCCUUAGCCUUGUUAAAUUCUUCUGUGAACAAGAUGCCUUGAAAGCUAUUGAAGAAGUUAAUGGAACAAGUUUUGAAGGUGGAAAUAAAAUGCUUGUUAAAAAGGCUGCAAAAAGGUAAUUAAAAGAGUGUUGGAUUGCAGUAAAGCUUAAGCAGUUUUAAAAAAAAAAUGUAGAGUGAAGUUAUAGUUCAGUGGUUCUCCACCCUCCUAAUGUCGCGACCCUUUAAUACAGUUCCUCAUGUUGUGGCGACCCCCAACCACAAAAUUAUUUUCGUUGCUACUUCAUAACUGUUGAGAAUAUGUCUUUUCAGGUGGUCUUAGGCGACCCCUGGGAAAGGGUCGUGCUACCCCCAAAGGGGUCGCGACCCACAGGUUGAGAACCGCUGCUAUAGUUAUUCAUCCAUCCCUGUAGAGCUACAGCCCAUGUAGGGCUUUGGCGUGCCUUCCACUCAGGCCUAACUGAUGAUUUUCUUUUCCAUGAUUGGAUUCUCAGCUCCUGUAAAUCCCUUCCCACAUCAUCCAUACAUCUUAGCCUUUGAACCGUUUUCCUCUGGGGUUUUGGUUGUGCACCCUCUUCACUCCUCUGUCAUUUGGCAUUCUCUGUAAGAGUCCUGGCCAGCGUCCUUAUAUUUUCCCGGAGAACGUUUCUCUCCCAUGUGUUUAAUUAUAGACUUUCUGUUGAUUUUGUAAGGGCCCAAGUUUCACCUGCAUUUGGUAUAACUGGUCUGAAUAAAGUUUUAUAUAUAGUUUUCUUUGUUUUUCUUGUAAUGUCUUUAUGGAAUAUUUUCUGACUACUGAGUUGAGCCUUCUCGUCCAUGAGGGGCAUCCACCGAUCAUCGUCGGCAUCUGCGGUUCCUCCAAGGGCAUAGGCCACCUACGAGAGACCUCCAGGCAUCUCUAUCCUGGGCCAGCUUCUCCAGGAUCUUCCAUUCAUGGCCAAUUUUCUUGAUGUCUGUCUCCAAUUCUCGGCGCCAAGUGUUUCUUGGACGGCCUCUUUUCCGCUUACCCUGUGGGUUCCAUUUCAGGGCUUGCUUUGUUAUGUUAGAAGCAGGUUUUCUUAGUGUAUGACCAAUCCACCUCCACCGCUUCUGGAGAAUCUCUUCCUCAAUGGGUUUCUGUUUUGUCCGCUGCCACAGUUCCUGGUUGCUGAUUUUGUCUGGCCAGUGAAUUCUGAGAAUCCUUCUUAGACAGUUGUUGAUGAAGGACUGGAUUCUGGUCAGGUUUACGGCCGUUGUUCUCCAUGUCUCGGCUCCAUAUAGCAGCACAGGUUUUACCAUAGCGUUAAAAAUCCUUACUUUUAACUUGCUGCCUAAGUUGUUAGAGACCCAAACAUUCUUGAGUUGUUGGAAGGCUGCUCUUGCUUUUCCUAUCCUUAUUUUGACGUCCGCAUCUGUACCACCUUGUUUAUCUACCAUGCUGCCAAGGUAAACAAAACUGUCCACCUCCUCAAGGGCUUCUCCUUCAAGCAUAAUGGGUGAUGUACUGGUGGCAUUAACCUUGAGGAUUUUACUCUUCCCUUUGUGAAUGUUGAGACCCAUGCUAGCAGAAGUGGCUGCAUCAAUGUUUGUUUUCUCCUGCAUCUGUUGUUGGGUCCAUUGGAUGCCAUUCCUUUUCUGCUGUGUAGAUGUUUUCAUCACCCAGUCAAUGGCUAACAUUGUACUACUUAACAGGAUGAAAAACGCUCUGACUACUGAAGUAUGCCCUAUUUCCAGCCGAUAUUCUUUAUUUUAUUUCUGUUAGUCGUUUAUUUUUUUUUUCAUUUAAUAAAGAGCCUAGUUAUUUGAAUUGAUUUACUUUUUCAAAAUUUGGGUUUCCAAUUUUAAUGGUUUCAUCUGUCUGUUCUUCUCUCUGCAUAGUCAUGUAUUUUGUUUUUUGGUUAACGUCUAGUGAUGCGUCUUCUAAUUCAAUAAAAGCUUUUGAUAUGUCUUUACUACUUUUCCCUAACAGUGCUAUUUUAUUGGCAUAUGCAAGAUACUUAAGGAGUUGGUUGUAGAAAGUGCCUAUUGGUUUUGGGUUUCCCUCAGAAAGUAUCCUGUUAUUGUUCCCCAUGUGUUAAUAUGUAUGCUUCUUUCAACUCUCCAAUGUUAAGUUAAAUAGCGUACAACACAGUGAGAAAAGGAGUCACGUCUAAUCUGAAAUUCUCUUUGAUAUUCACCCUGAACCUUGAUUUUGCUUUUUCAGUUGCUUAAUGUUAAAUGUAUCAGACUUUUCAGUUUGUUGGGUAUGCCAAACUCUUGAAGAGUCUCAUAUAGAUACUUUUUUAUCCUGCCAUAGGCCAUUUAAAGUCCACAUAGAGUUGAUGUACUGGGAUAUUACAUUCAUAACAUUUCUUUAAUAGGCAUCUGAAAAUGGUUUGUACAGUGAUCGGUUUUAGUUUUUUCGGUAUUUUGUAUUUAACAUUUAAUAAGGAAAUUCCUCUGUAGUUUGUGCAUUGACGUUUGGAACCUUUCUUGUGUAUUUGUGUUAUUAGUGCUGUUAACCUUUCUGUUGGGAUUUUAUCUUCUUGCCAAAUUUUUAGUUAUAAGUUUGUGUCUGAGUGUGUAGUUCUCUUCCUCCAUAUUUAAUAAGUACUGCUGUGAAGAGGUCUUCUCUUGGGGCUUUGUAGUUUUCAUGGAGUUGAUUACUUCUGUAGUUUCUUCCAAAGAUGGGGAGUUAAUUAAAGGGUUUGGUCCUCCAUUACUUUGAACUAAUUUAAAUUGUUGCUUUGUUUAAUUAAUUUUGUAUUUCACCUUGCAACAUACUCCAUAAUUCUUAUUAAUCCCCAAAUCGUCAUUCAUUUACUACUGCUUCUAAGUUCCUUACUACCAAUUCAUCCUUCUCUCUACAGCAUCCACCCUUCCCAACCUCAAACCACUCCUCUCCUAUCAUCUACCUUUCACCUACCUAUCCACAAACUCUUUAUAACAAAACUACAUGCCUCUUUUCCAUUUCUGUCAUUCUUCUACCCUCCGCUAAACCCACUGCCCCACUAUGUUAAAACAUUUAAUACAAGCCAGAUAUGUUGCAUAACCAUUUAUUUAUUAAUUUGUAGUCUUGCGGGUUAAUGGUAUUUUAGUACUCUGAAAUUUUUAUUUAAAUAAAGAAAAAUGUGAUUUAGGUAUUGUUGUGAUCUCAGUUUCUCUGUUAUCAAAUUUGAAGUGUCUAGGAGGAUUGGAAAUGUCAUAUUUUUCAGAUGUAGAAAAAGUUAGAAACCUCCCUAUAAGGGACUUAUAAGAUUUAAAAUUUUGUUAAAAACAUUUUUGUAGGAAUCUUUGGGUAUCAGCCUGGAUGGUACCAAGUUUUAAUUUUCUAGGGUGUCUAACAGUGCCUUAUUAAUUCAAUUCUUUUUAUUGUUGUUACAAACCCUCAAAACCCUCCUUUUUCAGCCCCAGGGGGAGUUUUUAGAAUUUUUGUAGAGAUCUUGAAAGUAUCAACUUUAUAAUUUUCAAGUUUCUAUUUAUUGGUUGGAAGUGGUUGUUUUAUUUGAAUUAGUGUCUUUUUUUAAAAAAAAAGGAUCCCAACUCAGGAGUUAAAUGUUAUGCUCUUAUCACAAAUAUUUAAAAAUUUAACAUUAUGCAGAAUGCUUUUACAUUUAUGUUUUAAAAUGCUAAGGUAUACAUGUUUGGCGUAUUGUAAAGUUUGAAAGGAAGGUAAAGUGAGAAUUAAAUUACUGUUUUUGAGAUUUCACAUCAAAAUUAUGCACCAAUUUUUUCAAUUAGCUAUUUUUGUUUUUGAUAAAUAGGGGUGCUCCUGUUCCAAGGAAAGAGGGUGAGUCAGAGGAGACAGGAGAAAAAUAUGAAGAUGGAAAAUUACAAACAAUUCUAAUGAAACAGCGAAACCCAGACAUCGGUGAGUCUGCGGGUAUGAAACUUUUUAUUAUCCAAAAAUAGUUAUUGCUUGAUAUUUAUGACAUAUUUUUUAUAUGCUAUUAGAUAGUAUUAGAAUAACCUUUUUACAAAAAUGCAAGUUUACUUUUUAUUCUGUUUAAUACAAAGUAAAGGAAAUAAAAUUAAACAUUUUUGCUUGCCAUAUUUCUUAUGGUUCAUAAUAUUUUCAAAAUACCUCAUUUCUGUAUAUUGCAAUUAAAUUAUUUUUUUUAAUCAGUAUCAUUAAAAAUGGACAUAUAAAAACAAGUAUAAUAAACAUAAAUAGUUACGCAAAUUUGUCACAGAAUCUUCUCUAAGUCAUAAUUUUUAAAUUUUUUUUUGUGUUUUGAAUAUAUGAAAUUAAUACCAGUUGUAUUAAAUAAAAUCACAGGGCCAAUACUUGUGAUUUCAAACUAACUGGUAACAAUAACUUGUCAAUUCUCGUUGCUGUAGAACAUAUUUCUAUUAGCUUCAUAAUUGACAGACAUUUUUCAAAUUAAUUUAUUAAUACUUACUUGCUUGAAGAUUAUAAAAACUAGGAUGAAAGAUUUUUAUAAAUAUAAUCAUUGCCGAAUUUUGUAUUUUCUAGUGCCAUCAUUUGAAAGUAAUACCGGACAGCAAAUGAAAAGAGAAACAGAAGUAAGAAGUUUAUCUCUUAUCAUAAAGUUAAGAAAUGGCGGGUGGCUCCACAAUUAUUUUAAUGUUACUAAAAGGGAUUGGUAAACAGCCCUGUCGUAACAAAUAAUUUUCUUUACCCUCUCACACAUUUUUUUUAAGGUUAGUUCUGAAUCAGUGUUUGGCAAUUUUUAAACUGAAGAGAUUUGCUUGAAAAUAGUUUACAUAUUAUGUUUGGUGACUAUACCUUAUUUGGUGACAUUUGGGCCUAUAUGUAACUUCAUUAAUAUUCCCAAUUGCAAACCAUAGCUUAGUAAAUGUCAGUCAGUGGUGGAACUACAAGAUUGUCUGCCUUUGGACUGGAAGGUUGUGAAGUCACUUUUCACCUGGGGCCAUCUUUAGCUAUGUGUAAAUAUAGCUGGGUGGAAUUAAUUCAUUAGCAAAUACAGUCAGCUAACAGGGAGGAAAAGCUGUUAAACAAAACCGACCAAUACCAGUUUUUAAAAAAUAUUGGUCAUUGAAUGCAUUCUUGACAGAGACAAUUUACAGUGUUAAUUUUAUUUAUUGGUAUAACUGUAUGGCUUGAAAGUAUUUAUCUCAAAUAUCUUUUUUUGCAAAGCAGCUUUCAAUAUUAUUUGCAGAGAAUACUUAUAUCCCAUGUAGAAACACCUAUUAUGAUGUGGGGCCAAAAAUCAUCUGGGGAUAGUAUAAAUGAACUAACUAGUAUCCUCGAACAGUUAGCCAUUAUUUGUCCAGAGGCUCCCAAACUCUCAGGAAAACCAGAACCAGAAAAAGUAAGUGUUUCAAAGUUUUGGAUAAGAGACUAUUAUCAGUUUAACAGACCUGUUAUUUUUUACGAUUUUGGCGUACAAUGUAUGAUUUUGAGAUGUAUACAUUAUAUGUACUGUAUGUUUAUUAUUUUACUAUUAAGAUAAUGUAUUGAAAGAUUUUGUGAUGAUAUUGUACGAUUUUAAGAGUUUGAGGGUAAAAAGGUCUGGUUUAAUUUUAAGUCAUGCAAUUAUUUAUAUAUUUACAUCUACUUAUUUCAAAAAAUUAUUUUAAUUAAAUUUUUUAAAAUAAUAUACAUGAGCUAUGCAAAAGCUGUUAGUUGCUAAUAUGGUUUUUGUUAAUAAUAAAUCGCCUUUUACUUAUAAAGAUUCCCACUCAGGAAAAUUUAUUUAUGUUUUAAUAUUUAAUUUUUAGAUAUAUGGUGCUCAAUACUCAGUAGAUGCUUGCUGGUAUCGAUGUGUUGUUCGUUACACUUUUAACUCUGAAAGGGUAAGCUGCUCACUUAUCUGUUUACUAUUUAGCAAUAAACUUGGCAAUAUUUAAUAUAGAAUAGUUACCAUUCAUAUUUAUUUGUAAUGUUAUACAGGUUAAAUGUUUUUAAAAUAUGUAACACUGAUUGAUAAUUAAUCUAUUGUCUUGCUAUAUUUAAUUAAAGUAAGGAAGUACCAAAGCAGUAAAUACAGAUUUUGAAUUAUAAUCAUGAUCUUUGACUUAUCUGCUAACAGUAUAAAAAGUGACAGUUCUCGUUGCUGCUAGACCAAUUUCUUUUGGCUUCAUAACUGUCUUACAUAUUUCUAAAAUUGUUUUUCCAUAUUUCUUAAUGGACACAAUUAGAUUUUGUCUGGUCAUAAGUCUUUAAGCUGCUGGUACUAACAUACUAACUGCCUGAUCUAACUUGCUUUCUGUUUAAAUCGGUAGUUAUUUAUUUCAAAUUAAUGAUUGCAUUAGUAAUUUCAGGACUUAAUCUCUAUCUCCAGUUUAUAAAAAGAUUAUUUCUAGAUAACUUAAAAAUGGCUUUUUGUCUCACAAACAUAUUUUAUUUUAAGAUUUAAAUAAACCCCCAUUGAAAACAUUCUAAUGAAAUAAUUCUUAAAUGUGUUAUUUAAGCACUCAUUUUUUUAGAAAUCGCAACAAAUUUAAACCUAUAGAAAGCUGUUUAUCAUCUAAAUUGGAUAGGCUAUAACUUUGCAAUAGUCAAGUUUCCCUUUAUCGUUAGCACUUUCAGCUUGUCAUCACUAGAUGGAAAAAAUUAUGCCAUUUUUUUUAACUUCCCCAAAAACAGAAUUGCCUCUAAAUCAUACACUUAAUAGUCUGUAAUCUUUAAAUAUCUUAAUAAAAGUAAGUAAAUUUAAAAUGUUAUUUUAGAGUACAGAAAUCAAUACUUAAUUUUAAAAAAUUAGUUUGCUUCUUCCCUACUGUUAUUAGGCCUACAAUUUAACCAUAACACUAUGACCUUAUUUUAUUUUAUGGGCAUAAGCUGCUACUAAGCCUAAUAAAGUAAUACUCCUAUUCUAACAAAUAAACUGCACUUACAGGUCUAUUUUAAAUUAGUAUUUUUGUAAUUUAAUAAGGAAUGUAAUUAUACAUUUUGAAUAAUUGUUAAUUUAAUGUAAUAUUCUUAAACUGAGCCUACUUACUGUGUCUUGACCCUUAGUCUUAGUGUCAAGUGCUAUUUAGUAUUAUUUAGACCCUUGGCUAAAUAAAAUACUAUGUUAUAUACUUAUGAUCAAAAUAUUUGGAAAGUUAUUGACAAAACAGUCUAUGAGCUACUUAAAAUUACAGAUACUAAAGUUAUAAUAUUAAGUUAUACUAUACAAUUUUUAUUAAAAGACAUAAAAAAAAUAGUUAGGACUCAACAUCAUCAUAGUACUUAAAUUUUUAUAAGGAAUAGAAAAACAGUUUACAUAAACUAAGACAAUUAUUUAAUGUUUCUAAUAACGUUUUAAUAAAAGAAAUUAGUUUUAAUCAAAACAAAACUUGAACAAUAUUAAAAAGAAACUAGAAAUUGGGUAGAUUUGGGAUAAUGACAAGAUGGUAUAUCUAGGCUACAUUCAGAUACAAGAGAAAAUUUAAAUUUUAUGCUGAAGAAAUUCCUUCAAUGAGGCAGCUCAUUGGAAUGUAGAUAUCAAAUAUAAAGUUUGUGGAGGAGAGAUUGUGGGAUUCAUCAACACUACCAAGAAGUCUUUAGAGCAGUCUACAUAGAACAUGAUAGACAGAUCAUUGCCAUAGCCUUUUAAACUUUAAUCGCAUAGUUGAACAGGUAUGCUCACAUAAGUCUUGUCUUAUUGGGGAUUUUUUUUUGGAGUUUUUAUUUUUAAUUUCAUGCAUUCACUAUAUUUUGAAAAAAGCUUCUAAUUACAAUUUAUAAAUAUAUAAAUGGAUUUAAAAUUUAAAUUGAUCAGAUAUUUAAUUGAAAUACAAUAAACAUGUUUUUUUUUAGUGAUUUUUUAAAAAUACAUAUAAUAAUAUUUCUGUCAUGAUUUUUUUAACAUACCUUCAAAUAAAAUUAACCAAAAUACUAAGUUUUAAUGUAAUGUAAAAGUUUUGUUGUUCAUUAGUUUUGAAUGUUUCCUGAAAGUUUGGUACAACUAUCUUUAAAUAUAAUUAUAUUGUGGGUAAAAUAGUGCAGAAAUGUUAAAAGUUUGGGGUAAUGUAUAUGGUUUAUUUAAGGGGCUUAAAUAAAUAAAUAUUAAAUCAUCACUCCACUUCUAUAAAAGAUUAAAGUGGUGUUUUAAUGAAAGCUUAUACCUAGUCAAUAUUUAAAAUGUCUUUCAAACAAUACAAUUUCUUUCUCAUUGCUAUGGAACAUUAUAUCUAAUAGUUUCAUAAUUAACAGAUUUUGCUCAUGAUGUAUUGGAACUGUUAAUGGUUAUUUAAUAUUACCAUUUCAGCAUGUAUGAUUCUGAAAAAUAAUCAGCAAUCAAUAUCACAUUCAAAGAAUAUUUGUUUUCAGUUUCAGUAAUUAUUUAAGGUUUGUAAAAAGUACAAUUAAAUUGUAAAUUUAAAAAAAAAAUAAUGCACAUAGCUGGGACUUAUAAAUAAUAUAGGUAACUAAAAAAUAUGCACUUAAAAAAAACAACAAAAACAUAUAGUUCCUAUUGUCUGACCCACAAGUAAAGUCCAACCUUUAAUCAUGAUUUUUUUAAAUCCUCAUUAAGGAUAUAAUGACAUUUUAUUGAAUAAAAUGAAUUUACAUUGUUUCUUUAACGAAUUCCAAAACUUUGCUGACCAUAAUAUUACUACAUAAAUAUUAGAAAGCACUAAGACUUUUUAAAGACUUAAGCAUCAUUGCUUUGGACUUUUCACUUAUUGCUAAAAGUAAAUGCCAAUUCUCGUUGCUAAUGGAUUCAUUCCUUAUAGCUUCAUAAUUGGCAAACAGCAUUUAAUUUCUGCACAGCGAAAAGGAGCAAAGUAUACCUAUAAAUACUUUGAAAGAAAAUAUUAUAUAAAAAAUGAUACUGCUAUAAUUUAAAUGAUUUAUGUUAUAUCAAUCAUAAAUCAUUUUAUUUUAUUGUAUGGUAUCAAAGAAACAAAUCCUAUAAAUUGUCUGUGAAAUAUUUUUGUUUGUUUCUAACUGGUUGGAGUUAUGUAAUGAUUUAUUUCUUUUACAAAACACAUUGUAAAUCAUUAGAUACUUUGUACAUAUCAUUUAUAUUAUCACUCAUAUUGCCAAAGAAAAUUUUUCAAUUCUUGUUGCCCAAGUACUGUUGCUUUAGGCUUCAAAAUUUACAAACAAUUGUAUGCAACAAAAUAUUUUGUAUGGUUGUGAAAUAAUGUUUUAUUAUUUUAAUGGAAUUUGUUUUUCUGUAUUAUUAAUUUUAGUAUGUUUUGAAGGAUUAAAAGGCAUCUGAUGAGGGAAGAACUUCUAAACAAUACAAAAUUUAGCUCCAACUAGCAGCUAUUGGGAUGAUUCCAUUUGAAUGAAUAACUGUUCCUUUAAUAUCCACAGGUAAAAGUCCAGUACAUAGACUUCGGCAAUACAGAAGAAUUAGAUCCAUCCACGUUGGUAGAGCUUCCAAAAUCCUUAACAGCCCUGCCGCCAUGUGCAAUCAAAUAUAUGCUUCAUUCUCUAUGGUGUAAUAACAAUCAAGAUGCCAAUGUAUGUAUUAAUAUAUUUAGUGAUUUUUCUGUCAGUCAUGUUAAGAGUUAGAAUUAAUGUAGUAAAUUUUUUGGAGAAUACUGACAAUAGAUUAUCUUAAAUAUUUAAUUCUAAUUUUCCCAGGCAUUAAAGUUCUUACGAGAGAUUGUUGAGGGAAAGGAGGCUGAUGUAUUUACAACUGCCAGACUGUCAGAUCAUACAGGCUUCUUUGCUGAAAUUUUUAUUGCCGGUGUUAGUAUCAAUGAAAAAAUGUUGGAGAGCGGUUUUGCAUUUAAAAAGCCAGGAUUGGAACAAAGAGGUUUAAAAUCGCGACCACUGGGGGCUUCUGGAGAUGCAGGUGCUACCAAUAAGUGAGUGCUGUAAUAAAAUAUCUAUAUUUUAAAAGGGUUGAUAGGUUAAACAAAUUUAGAAAGAAUAAUUUUAAAGGUAAAUUAUGCUGGUUGGAUUAACCAAUUUUUCAUUAAUUGUAAAGAUUUAUUUAUUGAGACAGCAAUUUAUUGUGAAUCAUUUUCCUCUUUCAAAAAUAACCUGGUUUAAAUACCCUAUAAAAAGUUAUUGGUUUAACUUAAAUUUUAAUGGAAAGAAGUAGUUAAUUUUAUGGUCUAAGAAACUGCUAGCACAACAGCUCAUUUUAAAUAAUAUGCAAAACAAAAACUUAAUGCAAAAUCUAAACUGCAUCAAUAUGAUCAGAGACCUAAAUGAAAGAAAUUCAUCAAUGAAACCUCUUGAAGAAUUCAAGAAGUUUCAUAGUGCAGCAAAGAAUCAGACUAAACAUAAUAGGUGAACAUUUUGCCUAACGUUGCUGUUUAUUUGUUGUGGAAGUUUUAUUUAAGUUAAAAUUUCAGUUGCAUUCAGUAUGAUAAUUAAAAUAACUUUAUACUGACAGGAUAAUAGCUCCUCCCACCUUCUAAAGACCAUGACAUUUAAAGACUUAAUGUUUAGGAAGAAGAGUCAAGUAAAAAGUAAUGCAGUUUUAGGAUCAUUUAGAACCUGACUCAAUAUUUUAUUGUGUCAAAAAUAAAUAGCCCAUUAACUUAACUUACACAUUUUUUAUACAGGAAAGUGAGGAUGAAUUUUUCUCACUAAGGUUUUGGGAGUUAUUGUCCUGGAAGCAUUGGUUCUAUUUGAAAAUUAACUCUUUAUCACAUCACAUUUUUAAGAGAUGUACUUAUAAUAAUGAUAUUUUUACACAUUUCAAACAAUUUUGCUAACAUUUCAGGUUAAACAUACCAUAAAGUUUCUUUUUGCAUGCAUUUGUUAGUGCUUACCAGUUUAUGAUAUAAAUCAAUAAACUACAAUUAUAGCAAUAACAAUUUUCUUAAUAGACGACAGCUAAUUUAGAUUAAAAUAAUUUUUUUAAAACCUUGUAGGCCCAAAAAAUAUUAAAUAAAUGCCUGAAAAUCUAUGUAAAGAAAAAUUGUAUGUCUUGGUAUUUCAUUAAAAUAUUAAAUUCUUGUAUAGCAAAAAAAAAAAAAAAAAAAAAAAAAAAAAAAUUAAAAAAAUAAAAAAAAAAAAAAUAAAAAAAAUUAAAUAAAUGCCAUAAAAACUAAUUAAAAAAAAAUUUUAUGUCUUAUUAUUUAAUUAAAAAAUUAAAUUCUUGUAAAGCAAAAAAAAAAAAAAAAAAGCUAAAAUGCUUGUAUAACAUUAAAGACAUAAAAAUGUUCUUUUUAUCAUGUUGCCAACUUUUUUGUUGUGAUUUAGUGUGAAAGUUGCCUUUCCUAAUCUAAGAGAUGGCCCACGAAAAUUUGACUCAGAGAAAGAUGAAAUAUCUAAUUUGCGAUGGAAGUUGAAGGUAUGUAAAAUAUAAUUAUGAUCUAUAUUUGAAGGCAAUUGAAGUAUUUUUGGUAUCAUAUUUUUAAAUGAUCAAGAAACUCAAAAUUUCUGCUGCUAUAUUUGGAUUCUUUUUUUUUUGUUGGUCUAAUUUAACAAUAUUUAUCUAUGAUUAAGACAUAUUUAUUUUUUUAAUACUUUGCUGUAAACUCAAGAGAUUUCUGUUCUUCAUCAGUUGCUCUUUCUUUUUAAAAAUCUUAAUAUUACUACUAUAAAAGACAAUGUGUUACAUUUUAUUUAAAACAAUAUGGUAAUAACUUAUGAACAGUAUAUAAAUAAUUUUUAUUGUCUGAGGCUCUUGGCUGUCGAGGGAUGGGCUUCUUCUUAGGUGGACUUGGAGUUGCUGAAUGUAUUGAUGGUUAAUGACUCGAUGCUGUCUGAGUCGUUGGGUAAUGAUUUUCUGUCAUUAUAUCCCAACCCGGUUCUAAAUCUUCUUCUGCUCCAUACCUGGGCAAAGUUGGUCUAAAUGCUUCUUCCAUAUUCUUCCAAUCAGGUAAAGCUUUACCUUAUAAAGGCGUGGACUCAUAACUUUGAUGAUUGUACCAGGAGCCCAUCGUCGCUUAGUCUAUUGUUGUUCCAUUUAUUCUUGUAUAACACGCAUAACCUUGAAGAUUGUACCAGGAGCCCAUCGUAGCAUGUGGGCAGCUAUGUCUUUACGAUUUUGUCCCUGAUUCUCCAUGAUUUUAGCAUAAAGCCAUGGUCCGUUUACUGAGAGUUGCAUUGGCUGCCAGUUCGCGCUCGCAUAGAGUACGAAAUUGCAACUCUGUGCUACCGCUUCUUGCAUGACCUGGAACCAUCCCAUCUCAAAGCGCUCAUGACGACUUAUGUACCCACUAGACGACUCCGCUCAUGCGAUAGUGGCAAACUCUCGAUACCAUGUGUUCGCCUUGAGACUUACGGAAGGCUACUUCAGACCUGUUUACUCUCACGAUUUUGGCGUACAAUGUACGAUUUUGAGAUGUCUUUUACGAUUGUAUGCCGAGACCCGCCAAAACUACGAUUUUCAGAGAGCCGGUGAAAAAAAAAAAAAAUUCCGAUUAAAAUUCGUUUGUUGAAGUUUUAGCCUUUUCCAAUAAAAAUCUACUGGUGAAUGGAAAGAGAAAAACGAUUGGUUGUAAUUUUUUUUAAAGUUGGGACCAUCCUUCAUUAUAUUAUGUGCGCACUGAGAGGGGAGGUGAGGGGCUGUUAAUGAAGGAGAUUUGCGGCAUGGGUGGAGUGCCAAAGGUUAUAAAAAUAUCACCGCAACGUAUCGUAUUGAUGGCGAUGAUUGUCAUAGUGUUGCUUUGUGUGUCACACUGAACUAGUUAGCUGCGUCACCGGUAAUAUUUAUACUAUUCACUGCCAUCCCCUUUGACUGCCACCAAGCGUGUGACGUAGUUUUGUUCCCUUGAACCCAGAGGCGUAGCGAUGGGGGGGGGGCGGGGGACAGAUGUCCCCGGGAUGUCCCCGGGUGCAAGCUAGUUAGGGGUGCCAAAAUGUGAUUUGAUAUAUUAUUGGUAAAAAUAAUGGGUUUUACAGUUGAAAAAAAGAAAAGGGGGCGCUUUAAAAUGGAUCUUGUCCCCGGGCGCGAAUCUUGUCCCCGGGCACCAAACACCCUCGCUACGCCACUGCUUGAACCGCAGCAAUUGUGAAAACGGAGAAAACUAGAGACGAUACGGUUUUUACAAUAAAAUACAUGAUCACACUGUUCUGCACUGGAACGUUGGAUGUGGACAUAUUUUAUAAGAGCUUGCCAGCGGCAUGUAAAAAAAAAAUAUGUGUAGAACUAGCAAAGCAGCUCUUUACCUCAGCGAUCGUAAUACGACAGUUUGGUAUCACUACUAAUACUUCGCCCCCCCCCCCCCCCCCCUAUCCCACCCCUUUUUUUAAAGGGAAAAAAAUCAGACGACAGCUCAAUUUUUUUUCCCAGUAAUGAGUGAGUAUUUUACGAUAUGGCCUCGACACAAAGAAAGGCACGCGAAACCGAUGAUGAAGAAGAAACGUCUACUUCUGCCGAUAAACAUCAGUUUCAACAAAAGAUAAAGAAAGUUUAUAUUCUUUCUUGGAUAUGACACAAUCUACUGUAUUGAGGUCUUCAUAGAAGGGUCCAUCAUACGCGCGCUGCACAUUCUGCAAGUCGGACUUUUCAGUAGCAAUCAGAGACAAAAUGAGUGGUGUGGAUUUAGGAGAUAGUGUGUAUGGCGCGGUUCUGAAUAUUUAAAUCUAUACAUUCAACACCGCAUCCACAUUUUCCUAAUGUCAGUUGGGGGGGGGGGGAUGUUCCUCGGCAGAAAGUACAUGCAGUAUUUAAAAAUACUACAAUAUUCAUCCUGAAAGUCCUAAAAUAGCACAUUUCUAUCUCGAAUGCUGUAAAAUACCNCAAAAAAGUGGGUGGGGGGGUCCCAAUUUGUUACCGGGUAAUUCAUUCUUAUUUUAAUACAUUUUAUUUUAUGCUUAUCUGAAGUCAGGUUUGAACUUUCACCAGUGAUUUUAUUUUGACCUGCGACAGACUGGGAUAAUGUGAUCAGCACGUUAACCCAAAUAGUAAUUGAUAUGUAUUAGCAGAUACAUGUCUGCAAAACAAAGUGACCGCAGUUAACAGCUAACGUCAGUCAUCUACUGUUUACCUACAGUUCCAUAUUUUGACGCCAGCGUAACUCGAUUCCACUGAACAGUGGAGAACUAUAGGAGGAGUUAUUGUAUACAUUAAAUAUACUGUAUUUUUUUAAUUAUUUACAAUCAAAAUACUGCAUUGUACGAUUUUGAGAUGACAUUGUACGAUUUUAGGAGUUUGGGGGUAAACAGGUCUGCUACUUUCGCAUUUUCUGGCCCAACAAUUUGGAACAUACUUCCUUUCGCUCUCAGAAACAGCCAGACACUGGAGUCUUUCAAAACCGAUUUGAAAACACAUCUAUUUCGCAAACACCUACUUGUGUGAUGUUGUCUACCAUCUUUUCCAGCUAGCUAUUAUCUCCUAGAUGUAUAUUGGCCUUUGUUGUUUAUGGUUGCAAGGGAUGAAAGACUUAGAAUGGGUAUUCUCGUAUGCAGUUUUUGUAAUUUUGCGUUUUGUAUUUCAUGUGGUAUGAUAUAGAUUUUUUUGUUUCUCUUUUAAUAUGGUUGACUUUGUACAGCGCUUCGAACCUUUGGGGAUGAAGCGUGAUUUUCAAAUAAACUUUAUUAUUAUUAUUAUACUGAUGAUCUGCUAACUGUUUCAUACACUUGAUUCCAAAAUAUUUUGUAUGCAGGAUUUGGAGAACUUGAGCUUCUAGUAUUUUAGGAGACAUUUCGACUGCUGAGAGCGAGUCUUGAAUAUUUUUAAAAGCUGAUAUAUUUGCUGCAUCAGCGUUCAUGUAUGCUUUGUUUGUAGAGGACGGCCAGCCCUCUUUUGACAACAUAUCAUUACUUUAGGUCUUUAAUUGACUCUUUUGCAAGGACUCUGGGUCUGUUGGUCUGAUCUGCAAGCUAACUUGUUUGAUCAAACAUUCAGAAUCCAUGUCCGCUUCACUUUCUUCACCACCGAAAAUGUCAUCAGGUCCUGAGGGUGGACGACUAAGUGCAUCUGGCCACCAUUAUCAAUUGACUUUUAGAAUUCAGUGAUAUAGUCAUAUUGACUCUAGGUCAGACCCCACCUGGCUAAACACCUGCUGGUGUUCCUUUUUCUACACCAAAGAUGCUUAUCAGUGAUUUAUGGUCAGUAAGGAAAACAAAUUUUCUUCCAUACAGAGGUUGAUGGAACAUUAAUUAUGCAAAAAUAAUUUACAGUUCUUCUUUCUGUAUCUGGCUUUAUUUGCAUUUUGCCAGUGUGAGAGUUUUUGAAAUGUUAGCAAUAGGGCGUCCAUUGUCGUCAGGAUUUGGUAGAAAAGAUCACUUCCUAUGCCAAAAUUUGAGGUGUCACAGCCUGUGCCUAGAGUUGGAUCACAGCGAGCCAAAACUGUAUCAAAAAGCAGUUUGAGAUUUCUGAAAGCUUCUUCUUGUUCUGUUUUCAAAUUCCAUGAUAUGUUCUAUUUAGUUAAAUAAUACAGUGGCUCAAGUACGGUAGACUUGUCUGGUAAGAACUUGUAAAACUGCACUUGGAAAAGAGAUGUCUGGAAAUAUCUUGCCUGCAUGGUUAUUACUUUAUCUACUUUUGCCCCUUUUGAUAUUCCCUAAAUAUUGGAUUGAUUGUUGGGCAAAAAUGCAUUUUUCCAACCAGCACUUAACCCUUUACGGGGCAGAGGUACUUCAUCUUGCAUCUCCAGAACGGGCACCACUUCUCCGGUUUUUAGUUAGAUUUUGGGUGACGUUAGUAAAAAAAAUCAAAUCAAAGGUGUUGGUCAACAAAUUUUAGUGAAAUAAAAAGCAAAAUUAAGGAAAAUGAAUGCAGUUUUAUAAUUUUACUCACAUGUUCCCAUUAAUCCUCAUAUGAACACAAAUAUUUGCAAAAAACAACAUAUUGUUUGUGAUUGUGAGUCAAUCUAUUUACUAUUUACAAACACUGCCACAAAAUCAAAGUUCGUAAAAUUCAACUCUGCUUACUAUGCUGAUUUCACUAAUAUUACUAAUAAUAUUAAUAUCUUGUUCCAAUUUACAGUCAAUUCGUGCACUUUAAUGUCACUUCAAUUGAAUCCACCGAAAUCUCCGCUAUCACUUGAGUAAUAGGCAAAUAAUCGGCAAAAUCCAUUUCGAAAAAAAAAAUUCUUAAACCCCUAAAACUACAAAAGAAAUCGAUUAAAUACUUGUAACUGGCGCCCACUCUAUCCAGCUAUCGGAAAAACCGGAUGUAAACAAUUAGGAAGUCUCGCAAAGACUCGGAGGUCACGAUUUUACAACUAUAUGUCGUCACGGAAGCUUUUGGGCGUUUUCCCCGUUGAGUACUUAGGACAAUUUUGUCUGCCCGGUAAAGGGUUAAAGCCAUUCAACCUGUGCAAUUGCUUGUGAAGGUUGCUUACAUGGUCUUCCUCAUUCUUUUGGCUCAAUAGAAUGUCAUCCAUGUACACAGCUACUCCAGGUAAAUCUUGUGUAAGUUUGUCCAUUGUCUCCUGGAAAUAAGCUGGUGCUGAUGUAAUCCCUAAUGUGUCUAGCAAAAUCCCCCUUGAUUCGUGUUUAAGACUAAUUUCUCUUGUGUUUCUUUUGAAAGCUAAUAAUGUCUACCUGCCAACUUUGUUAUAAGGUCUUCUGGUAAUGGCAUUCAGUACCAUGGUUUUUCUAACUGCAGAUUUACAGUUUUUGCAUUGUCACCACAGAACCUAAUUCGCGACUUAUUCCCUGCUAUAGAUUUCUUUCUACAGGAACUGUGGGAGUGGCCCACUGAUUAAACUGUACUGGUUUCCAGAUUCCCUGGGAUAUUCCAGCUCCAUAAGCUUCUGUUAGCUCUGCCUUAAUUGCAAAUGGAACAUUUGUGGGUUUCAUAUAAAUUGGAUGUGCAUUUGGCUUGAACUUAAUAUCUAACUCAAAGUCUAUUAAUAGUCCAAGACCAGGUUUAAAUAGUUUAGGGAAUUCCCUGCAGAUUUGCUCACAAGAUUUAUUCCACGAGUUUUGAUUGCUCAUAUGAUACACCUGUUUCUGAAAAAGACUUUCUAUUCAAAUGUUAAGAUUUUUUUUGGCGGUUCUGCCCAGCAAGUUUAAUUUGUGAUCUUUCACAACUACAAAUGACUUGGUUGAAGAUGAUUCACUUGUAUCAGUUUUUAUUUCUAUACUUCCUAGAAUAUUAAGUUGGUCACGUCAAGCGUAUCAAUACUAAAUGAAUACUGGACUCGAAGCUUUUUUCAUAAAGUCUCUGCCAGAUAAUUUUCCCCAGCUCCUGUGUCCACUUCAAAUAUAAAAUUCUUUUCCUUCAAGUAUAGUUCCUGUUUUAUUUGUGGGACUGUAUUGCCCACUAUAACACAAGGAAGGAAAUAUCUAAAGUUUUCUUUGUUCGCUCCUAAGUAAAGUUUAACAAUUUUACUAUCUAUGAGGUUAAGUUAAAUGAAUACAUGAAUUCUCCAUUCAGAUUUUAAAAAAUUAAAUAACUAUAAAAUGUUUAAUAAUUUAACACUUAGCAUUUUUCUUUCUUAUCAUAUAAUACCUUCAAUCUUUUACAACACAGAACCUUCAGACUGAAUACACAAGUUUGUCAAAUAAAGCACAAGAAAAUGACAUGUCAUCACAGGUAAACUGUUGCGAAAAAUGAAUUUAAAUACUCUGAGAAAGCUCCAAAUUUUAAUUUUAAAUAAUUAUUCAACAUAUUUAAUUGCUAAAGAUAAAAAAUGAAUCUAGAUUUAGGGUAACGGUAGGAUUUUUUCUCUUUUAACUAUGUUCAUGCAUUAUUUCUAUUCUCAUUUAAAUUUUAUAGAUCAAGAAUCUCCAAGCUCUAUCUAGUAUGGUAAGAAAGCUUCGGUGAGUUUAAUAUUUUAUAGAAAAUGUUUAGUGUAUUAAACAAAAUUGACCUAACUUCAUAAAUAUUGAGCCGUUCUUGGCCUCUAAGCUUUGUCCAUAGCCAUUAAUUGCAAAAAGCCUUCAUUUAAGAUUAAUGACUUGUAGACAAUAUAACUUUUGUUUUCUUUAGUUAACCUUAAUUACCACAGUGUAUGGUAAGAAUUUUAUGAUUCUAGCUUUUCACAUCAUUAGAAUUUUUUUAUGAAAGACUAACUCACUUGUAACUGCAGUUUUAAGAAAACUUAAUAAUUAAAAGUAGACUUCAAUGAGUACCACACCCUUAUCUCCCCCACCAUUCAUUUAACUGUACAAUUCGCAAGUGUAGUUAAUUAACCGUAUUUAUUGGCAUAUAACAUGAACUUUUUCUCCCCAAAAAUAGGGGGCAAAUCAUGUGUGCGUGUUAUACGCCAAUAUAAUGAAUAGUUUUUUUUCCUGAAAUUUCCUUCUUAAAUUGAGGUGCGUGUUAUACGUGGGGGCGUGUUAUAUGCCAAUAAAUACAGUAUUUAUUUCUUCAAUUCUAGGAAUCAAUUCCCCCUUGAUAAAGAGACACCUUUAGACACAGCUUUAGUUUUAGUACAAGGUCCUGGUAAAAUUGGUAUUCAUAUGGCCCAGUCUAUACCUGAGGUUUGCAAGUCUAUAAGUGCCUACAAAAGUGCACAAGAUGAAAUACGGAAGUGCUCAGAUAGUGUAAGCAUUUAAUACUUAGUUUAUUUUAAUUUAAUCUGUGUUUUUGUAAACUUAAUUCUAUUAAAAAUAUUGUUAAUAUUAUAGUUACUUUCAUUAAGAAACCCAUUUGAAUAUUUUAACAAUAUUUGAUAUAUUUAUGCUUGUGUGCAGUUACAAUAAUUUUUGUCUUAUAAUAGAUGCAGAUAGAAGUACAAAACUUUAUAAACAUUUAUUGUUGGAUCUUAGUGUUUAUCUUCCCCUUAAACAAAAUUGAACUUUAUUUUGUUUGUAUGCAAAGAAACUAUUGUAAAAAAUACUCAUUUUAUCAUAAUUUAAAUAAGUUUUAUUUUUAUGUAAAAUUUCUACUUAAAUGUGUUUAGAUGCAAUUAUUAUAUGAGUUUUAAUAAUUAAUCUUAAUCUGUAAUUAUCUUACUUCUUCAGGCAAUCCUUAAAGAAAAGACAGAAGCAAGAGACUUACAAAAGAAGGAACUCUUUGACAGGCUUGCUGUUGCUAUAGAGGAACUCAAUAAAGUACCCUUACAAGACAGGGGUAAACAGGUGCAGGUAAUCUGAACUAAAAUCUGACUUGGUAAAGUUUUAAAAAAUUAUUUGCACAUCAAGAAAAUCUGUUGCUAAAAAUUGUAAUAAUAAAAUAUAAUUAUUUUUCAAUUAAUAUUGCCAAAGGCAGUUCAAUAACUUAAUGAAUUCAAUUCAUCAAAGAUUUUGUCUCAUUUUGUUAAGUAGCUUUAAAUUAUAAACAUCAAGUAUUACAUUACAUUAUUUAUUUUGAUUAAACUUAACUAACUUUACCACUUACCCAUUUUGAUAACAUUGGGAACUUUUUUUGUAUAUAAAAUUCAAGAAAAGUUAUGACAGUUCUUAAAGUUCCACUUAAAAUUUCCAACCCAACCAAUAGGACAUUGUGUCAGCACUCACCAAGCAUUAUGACUCCUUCACAAAGUUUACAGUGCCCCAGUUGCCAUUAAUUGAAAGUUUACUUCCGUCGUUUGAGGAAUGGAAGGUAUUGUCUAUUUUUUAACAACAUUCUGCUAUAAGUUUUGGGAAACGUUUUUGACACUUAUAGUAAUCUGCAUUAGGAGAUGCAGGCAUAUUUGUUUCUGCCAAAUGUCAUCAAUCUCAUGUUUUUGGUUUUUUUAGUGAAAAUAUUUGUUAUCAUAAAUCCUAACUUGAACAUCUAGUAUACACAUCAGUUAUCCAGUUCUAACAAAUUAUCUAACUUGAACAUCUAGUAUAUACAUCAGUUCUCCAGUUCUAACAAACUAUGUCACAUUAAUGCUAAUGUAAUUUUAUCUGUUUACAAAUAAAAACAAUGUUUUUAAUAAAGAAAGUGAAGAUAGAGUUGUAAACAUGAGCACAUAAACUAAUUAUAAAAAAUUAGUUGUUACAUUUUUAAAAUGUUUUUUUUCUUUCUUCAAAUUAACUCAGGGGAAAAAAAAGGGGGAUAUUGUUGGUGCCCGACGUUACAGUGACACUAUGGAAUCUUCAGUAAAUGGUGUUUUAGAAAAGUUAAAAAGUGUGAGUUUUAUUUAAUAAAGUUAAUCAGUUAAAUUAAAGGCCGUCUUUUGCUCUUUAAAUUUUAUGAUUAAGAUUUUAUUUUAAAUAAUAAACCCAUAAAUUUUAUCUACUUAAUUUAAAUUUUCUACCAUUAUUGUUACUGCCUCUAUCUGUAGUCCAUUUCCCUUAAUCUUGAGCUGGAAGAUGAAGAAAUGACAGAUGACCUUGACAGUACAUUGAAACUGUAUGCGAAGGCGUUACAUCAGGAAAUUUCUGUUGCUGAUACUGUGAGUUUACAUUCUGAAGUCUUUUACCAAAAUAGCUGUUGUUGAUUUGUAUACUUAAGUAUUUCCUUUAGUUCAAUCUGGUUUAGUCACAAUUAGAUCAUACUUGGAUGUUAAUUAGAUGAAUUCCUUUUCCAUUAGCAUAUAAUCAUAAAUUUUCUCUAACUUUUAAAGUUUUAAUCUGCAUUAUGUAAAUGGUAAACCUUGGGCUUAUUUCUUUGUAUUCUACAUUUAAAAAAAUAAAACAGUAAUAAUUUCCAAUGGAAGUCUUAUAAUUUUUAACAUGUAAUUUUUUUAAGGUAUUUAUAUUUAUUCAGUAUAAUCAUAUUUUGUCUACUUCUAAAACAGGAAAACAGUCCAGAUGCUAUAUUUAUUGCCACUUUAGUCCAAGCCCUUCUGAAUGAUUUGAGGGAAGAAUCUAGCUGUGUAGACCAUCUAUCCAAUGUAUUACAUGAGUUCACUUCUUUGAAAGACCAAAUUGCUCCAUGGCUGAACUCUACCCCUUCUACUAAUGAGCUGCAGAUUGUAAGAUCCAAACUAAAAAAUAUGAAAUCCAAAUUAAGACAUAAGCUUGCUGACAAGGUGGAUGCUGAAGAGGUAAUAUAAUGACUUAAAUUCCUUUGAAAUAUGUGUAUGAUUUCAUGAUCAAAUAAGAAAGAAGCCAGUGAUACUUGUGGUGUGGGGAACAAAAAUUGAAGAACAUAUAUAUUAAAACUCUUUAUGUUGUGCUUUUUUUAGUUGUCUUGAAUAUAGUAUAUUUAUCUGGUAAUAUUGUUAACAUAAAGAAAUAAUAAAUUCAUUGUAAAAGAUUUAUUUGUUCCAGAAUCAAGACUCCCAAGAGCUAGAAGAAAUAGCUAAAGAUCUGGAGAAUAUUAGAAAUAACAUCCACAAGGCCCUUAAAGAAGAAGACAAGCUGCUGGUAAGUACUUAAUAUUUAUAUAUGUUGACAUUUAAAAAAAAUAAUUUUUUAAUGUGCUUUAAAAUUUUGAAAACAUAUCUAUGGGGUGGCUUGUGUGUUUAUAAUUUGAUCAUAUUUUUCAAUAUUCAUGUUUAGGCUGAUCUAAGUGAGUUAGCCAGUGCACAUUUUCCGGAGUUGAUCAAUGGAGAGUCUGACACAGGUUUUGCCACAUAUAUAGUAAGUCAAGAUUUUUUUCCAUCAUAGUCUUUAAUAGAUUUGUUAAAAUGCAAUCAUUAUUUGGAACCACGGGGGGACAUUUAAAAUGAUUAAGUCAUUAUUCCUGCGAACAUGCAUGUUCACUACAGUGAAAUGUUCACUACAGUGAUAUAUUCAAGCUAAUUAUAUAUUUUUUGUGUUACAUACACGUGUGUUUUUAUUAUGGGUGAUGCUUAACAUUAGUUUUUUAACAAUUGUUAAUUAUUUUACUCUACUGUUAGACUUACAAAGGCCUAGUCAAGCUUUCUCAUGCCCCAGACCAGUAUACAAUGACACCUGUUGGCAGCAAUCUAAGUGGAAUGUUUGUUUCGCAGCUGGAUAAUGAACCUGUGUUCAUUAAGGUAAAGAUAAAUGCUUCUUUCCUUUGAAUAAAAAAAUUAAUUACAAAAGUAAAUUAUGAACUCUUUAUUUUAAUUAAUGAGCUUUUCAUAUAUUAUCAAAUAAAAGCAGAAAUAAUAAUUAGCAAAUGGUAAAGAUAAAAUUUUUGCAUUUAUUUCUAUUUUCUCUUGCGGGUGUUUUUUUUUGGCCAAAAUUUAGAAAUGUAUAAUUUCUUUAUUUCAGGAAUAUUUCUUAGGAAGUGCCAGCAAAUUAAACAGAGAGGAAUUUCUUUCGCAGAUGGCAUUGUACUCCAAUGCCUCUUCUCUGUAUCUAGAGCCUGUUUUAACGGUUUUUUUUGACAAGGUUUGAAAUUUGUUCAAAGUGAUAUAAGCAAUUUAAAAUUUAGAAAAGCAUCAAAUAAUUUAAUGCUAAAGAAAAUCAUUAAUCAUGCCUACUUUAAUAAUAAAAAAAGGGAGCUUUGUUCAUAUUUUGGGAAUGUGCAGACCUUAUGUUAUCUAUACAUACUGAGCUGAAUCUGAAGCUCCAUCUAUGACCAUACCCUACACAGUCAAUCAAGUUCUUUUGGUAAGGAAAAAUGUGUUGACAUUACAUCAAGUUUAUUUUAAUAAAGAAUUUUCUUAUUAAAAUGAUUUUUUUAAAAGAAUUAUGCUAAAUAUUUCACGCAAGAUUAAAUAAAUUUCACUGCAUUAAUUAGAUGGAAAAAUAGUAUCAUCAAGCUUGAUACAAAACAAAACAGCAAAUUUAUUGUAUGAAAGCCUUCAUAAGUGGCACAUUGUAAACAGUGUAAAGAGCUUCUAUAUGUCAGUUACAGACUGGUGUAAAAUGUCAUUAUAGAUUCAAUUUUAUAAAGAAUACAGAUUUGUACUGAUUUUAAGUUAAAAUUCUGGAAAAAAAAAAAUUUGUUCCCAAUAUUUUACUUAGGAUAAUCGUCAUGCUUAUGUGGAAGUCAAGAAAAGAGGACAACUUCUAUCUACCAUGGUAGAAGCAGCACCUUUGACAAAACAGGUGGAAAGAAAUUUAAAUAAAAAUUAAAGUUUAAAUUUAAAAUAUAAAAUGCAUAUGCCCAUUAAAAGUAUUUUUUAUUCUUGAUUUUCUUUGCGCUUAAAGUUUAAAACUCUUAGUAGUUAAUGUAUUACAUUUCAAAUUUAAUGAAUAUCUUCUCCUUAAAUAGUAAAUCAAAGUUGAAUAAAACAUGGCAUGUGCCCGUUUUUAUUUUUAAAAAUUUUAAAGGAAUUUUCUUUUCUGCUUGCAGCAAUGUCAGUCAAUUGUGAAGAGUUUGUGCAUAGCUCUGCAGGGUUUGCAUCUCUUCAAUUUCGUCCAUGGACAGAUACAGCCUGAGUAUGUAGUAGUUGACGAUGAUGGUACUGCAAGGCUGUUGCCACCUGACUUUUCUAUGACUGAUGUGAGUUACAAUACUAUUCUAGGGUUGGUUAUGUUUACAUAAAUCAACUUUUGUACUGUUUCAUCUAUAAUUUGCUUGAAAGAACUUUCUGUACAUUUCUCAGAAAAACAGUUAUACUUUAUGCAUUAUCUUUAGCAAAUUAGUUUUUAAUAAUCUAUUUAAAAUAUAAACUGCAAAACUGUUGGUUUUUUUUGGACAAAAAUAGAUUCUUGUGAUCACACCAGGGACUAAAAAUAAAUUAGAUGAAAUUAUAACAAAAACUGGGCGCUAUCAUCACAUGCAUUCAGUGCUAUUCAUCUUUUAUGACUGGCAGGCUGACAGGUGUAGAAGCAGAUACACAACAAGUAGUGGGGUUGAGAUAACAGCACCUGAGAUGAAGCAGAACAAGAUGUCAUCUGAACCUUCUCAUUCCCUGGAUGUUUUCUGUCUUGGCCUGCUUGCCUUGUGGGUUAGCAGUUUUACUUUUAGCACUGUUACUGUUUAAUUCUCCAUUAUCAACUAGCUAGACAAUAUUGGUUUUCAAAUAGAAAUGUGUGUUAAGAGGAGUGCAAUAAUAUUUUUUUUAUUAUAUCAAAAACUAAAAUUAGAAUAAUAAAGAUUUAUUUGUUAAUGAAGUAUGUUAACAUACUAUCUUAUAAUGUCAUGUUAGUGACACUGUUAAAGAGAGACAAGGUUAUUUUCUAAUUGCGUAAAAUACUGUAAGAUUAAAUUUUUUGUUUUCGAGUACAUUUCUCAUGUUAUAAAUUUAUUUUUUCAGAUGCACCAUCCAAACAUUUCAUUUUCAGAAACCAGAGAUGGAACAGUGGAUUUUUCAUCUUUGCCACUGGUACAAUAUAAAAAAAAAUGUUCCUAUUAUUUCUUAAGAUUGUUUUGAUUGCAUACUUCAUUGUAUAAUUGAAAUCCAUUUGAAAUGUUUAAAAUGUUUACACUGUAAAAAUACCUGCUUACUUCCAUCCAUUAGGAUCGACAUCUGGGCAUUUUUCUCAUGAAAGUUAUGCACCCUAAUCCUGUUCUAAGACCAACCGCAGAAAAUUGUUUAAGAUCGGAGUAUCUCUGUAUGCCUGUUGCGCCUGAAAGUCAGAGUCAAAAUGUCUCUAUUUAUGGGUAGGUUAAUCACUAAGUUGUGAUAUUAUGUUCUGUAUGGCAUAUAAUGUACAAUUCUGAGAUGUCUUUUACGAUUGUAGGCAAAGACCUAACAGAACUACGAUUUUAAGAGACUGUGUGGAAAAUGUAAACAUUCCUUUAUUUAAAAUUAAAAUUCCAUUUCUGUUAUUAGAUUAUCACUUGCUUUUGCAUUCUACACCCAGUAGAAUGGAUCAAGCAAUAUGAUUGGUUGAGGACCAUCUAUAACUAUAAUACCUUUGUUCUGAGAGGGGAAUGGAGUGGUAUUAAUUUGUGUGCAGUUGGGGGUCUAAAUAUUAAAUUCUAUAAAAUUAACACAACCACAUUUUCUUAAUGAUAGUGGUGAUGGUCAUAUUGGUGCUUUGUGUUUUCAUAAUGAAUUCACUAGACACUGCUAUAGUUAAAUUAGCGUAGUCUCUGUAGUGACAAUAUAGUACAUAGACACUGCGAGGGGAAGAGGUGUGUGUCGAUUUUUGAGAUUUUGCAUUCCCGUGCAUGUGGGGGGGGGGGGGACGACUUGGCAGAAAAUACAUACGUUAUUCAAAUAUUUUACUAUAUUUAUCCUGAAAGUCGAAAAAUAGCAUUUUAUACCUGGAAUGCUGUAAAAAUAUUAUGCAAUGUUUUGUAGGAAUUAUCUUCAUAAUUUCACCAUGUAUUUUCAAAAAUAAAAUUGCUAGACAUGCUCAGAUUGUACUAAGUAGUAUAGGUAUUACAGUAAUACUUAGUCCACUGUAUAUUUUAUUGGGCUAUGCCAGUGGUUCUAAACUUUUCGUUUCACUGUGCUGCCAAAUUCUAACACCUACACUUCUAAAUAGCGAAGACAUAAAUUAUUUUAAAAUAAAGGGUUGAGUAAAAAUAAAUAUAUCACAUGUAAAUCAUUAAACCUCAUAUAGUAGUUGCAAACAGUAGAUACUCUAGAAGCGGACCUGUUUACUCUUACAAAAUUGGCGUACAAUGUACGAUUUUUAGGUGUAUACAUUAUAUAUACUGUUAUGUUUAUUUUUUACUAUUAAGAUAAUGUAUUGAACCAUUUUGUGAUGAUAUUGAAUUAGGAUUUUAGGAGUUAGAGGGUAAACGGGUCUGGUUUCACAUAAACCUCUUCGUCACCCUAAUAACUGUUGCCAGUAUUAAAAGGUAGUUUAUUGUACUAGAUGAAAUUAUACUAGCUGGUGCUACGCAAUAAAAUACGGGAAGAGGUGAAUAAUCUAUAAAAAUGUGGCAUGUCAUUUAGGCACCAAAAGCUCACCAAAAAAAAACACUUUCAUUACCAACUGCGCUGUGCUGACUUGUGAUGGUGGCUCUACCUAAGUAAGAAAAUAUUGUUUUAAAAAAUUGAAGUAUGUCAUUUUUUACUGCAAAAGCUUUAUUUGUUGUGUUCAGCCGUAAAAAAUAUUUUAAAGGGGUUAAACUGUACUCGAGACUUUUCUUUCUUGAGUGGGGCAGACAACAUCCACCUCGGCAAUUAUUAUUAUUAACUACGAACUGUAGCAUGCAUUAUUCUGUGGUGUGGAGCUUUUCAGAGUGUUUUGAGUGCCAUUUGAAAUUGUAUUAAAUGGCAUAGAAAUAUUGAUACAAUACACCAAAUAAAUAUAUAUUUUUAGAAACGGGUAAGUGGAUGGGGAUAAAGUUGGCUGUGUUGCCCACCCCGGUAAAAAAAAUUUUGCUCUGUUUCCUUGACCUAGGAGUUCUCAAAACAAAAUGUCUUGCUUUCUCAGGUGCUCUUAACAUCAUUAAUUUUUAUUGAUACACUUAAAACACAAAUCUAAAUUUUGUAGCCAAUUCAUUUAUCUUUCAGAAAAUGUAUAGUUUGCUAAGGUUUUAAUUGCAAUUAAACAUCUGAAAGCAAUUUUAGUAAUUUUAGGUCAUUUAUAUAAGAAACUGAGGACCACUGCUAAAACCAAGUACAAAAUACAAAAUCUCAGGCAAAAUAGUUAUUAUUGACUAGUAAACAUUUAAGAAGGAACUGUGGAACUGAUUUGGGUUGUUUAACUAUACAAUUUAUUAGUUCUGAACUAUAAUCUGUAGCUUCUGUGACUAAUAUUCAGUCUGUCAUUGCCCAACCUCCGGGCCUGGCUCGAAGUCUAACAAUAGCCUCAGUAGGCCUACUUCAAUAUCACUAAGACUAGUAUAAAAUUCACGAAAAGAAUCUCAACUGAUAUCAUCAUGAGGAAUGUUAAAAUCAAAAUCAGUAUCACUUAAAACCUCUUCUAAAAAGCUUUCAAACAUAUUUCUAUUAGUUCUUGCACUGAAGGCCCAGCCAUGGCUUCAACCAUUUUAGCCUUAAAAAAACAUCGAUAUAAAACUCAAAUUAAAAAGUAUUUAUUUUCACGUUACCUCGAAACAGCUUGAACCGGAAGAUGAUUUAAUUAUUAAUAAAAGGAAAUGGCUAUAAUUCCGGAUAAAUAUUGGAUUGGAAGUUGCUAUCAGACUGUUUUUUAUAUCGGCCGAACGAGAAUGUCGGCCGAUUUUUUCGGCCGACCACAGUUCGUGGGUUAACUGAUGAAAUACCAGAUCGAAAAACAGGCUGUGGCCGAAUUAAAUUUAGGUAGCAUUUUCCCAUUUGUAGGUGUAUGUACAAAUUCAGUUGCAGUUUUCUUAAUUAGAAACAGAUUCUAAUGAGUAAUAUACCAUUUUGUAGAUAAAUGAAUUUGCUAUAUGAUAGAUGUAAAAAAAGUAAAAAAAUUGUCAAUUUAAUUUUUAGCAGGAAAUUAUUAAUUGUUAAAUUAUUAACAACAGUAAAACAAUAAAAUAUAUAAAUGUGCCAACUCACUUGUCACUUUUGAAUUUCCAAAAAAUUUAAAGCCUGUCAUUUGCUGGUUUGAGUGUAGUAAAUCCAAUAAUAACAAAAAUGCAUCAAAGAACAGAGAAAUUUAAUAAUAUUUACACUUCCAAUUACUCAUAUACCUUUUGUAACUCUGUCUCUUGUUGUCAUGGUAAACAGUUUUGUAAUUAGGCUCCUUUUUUUAAACCUUCUGCUGAUAGCAUGUGGUUCGAAAAUAAACAUCCUGUCGGUGAAUUAAAAUCUCAAACCAAAACGGGAACAGAGUACUAUAAAUAUUUUACUAGCUUUACUACGACUCAAACAUUGUCCGUGCUAGCAGCUUGUGACCAUAACUAAAGAAGCGCUUUUGGGCUCCCAGUGGCUUGUUUUAGUUAACCAGUUAAAGAGUACACAAAACUAGAUUAAUUAAGAAAAAUUUUAGAAAAAUAAAUUUAAACAAUACCAUUAAAAAAAAAUUAAUAAAAUAUUUCCAUCUUGCUUCUUCAUUGAUAAAACACUUGUAACAACUGGUUGGCUAAACUCAACAAGAAAAUUUAUUCAGUCUCAGGAGCAGACUGCUUAUAUGGAAAGUGCAUUAUGAUACGCUGAUUUUUCAAAAUGAUUAACCACAUAUUAGAUUAGUUAAAUGUCUAACUAAAUAAUUUUUGCUGUUGAUAAUAAACAUCUUAAUCAUGAACUUCAAUCCACCAGAGACGGCAAGUUGGGUCAGGAACCAUCUUAUGGGCGUAACUCUGCAAGUCCUGCUUCUGUUCUAUCUCAAAACAGUAAUGAUGGCCUUGUCUUUGCAGAAAGUGGUGCAGGUAUACAGGUAAAUAUGACCUACCUUUUCUUGUCUAAUGACACAUUCCAUGGUUAAAAGGAAUAUAUAUUAAUAAAUAGAGGGUCAUCUUUAUUACUUGUGCAAAAUUAAACAUUGAACAUGAUUGUUUUCUAACUAAUUGAACAAUGAAAUGAUAAACAUAAAUUGCAACAAAUUUUUUUGCAUCUUUACAAUGACAGAGUUAGUUAUUUGGCCAAAAAAGAUCAUUCCAACACUCAGAAAAAAAUUGAGUUGUUUCAAGUUAAAGAAAGCUUAUUUACAGCAAUAGUGACUAUAGCAAAAAUGUGACACCAAUAUUUAACCAAAAAAUGUCAAGGUGAUAUUUGCUAUGAAUAUACUUAAAAGAUACAGCUUAAGAGGGAAAUAUUUAUUAAAUUAACUAACUCCUUCCCACCCAAUUUCUCACUGCCUUUUGCUGAUUUUUUAAAAUUCAUUUAGGGCAGCUAGCAACCUAAUCAUCUUACACAAGACAAACUAAUAUUCUUGUGGGAAUCUUUAUGAAGAUAUCCUUGUGUUUUUUUUUUCUUCAUUUCCUAGUUGCAAAGGGUUGGUCUAACUAAAGAUUUUAGCUAAAGAAUUAACAUAUACGACAGUAUCUGUUUUUAAAGAAUGUUAAAAAAAGUUGUUUUUUAAACGUCUAUUGUCAGAUGAUUGCUAACACUCGUGUUCCACCACCACCUAUUGCAAUGGAUAACUCAUCACCUGCUGCCAACACAGUUAAUUCUUCACUCCCUCCAAGUCUCCAGCAUCCAGGACCUUCUGUUCCAGUAGCUCAGCAGCAACAAAUGCUUCAAAUGCAGCAACAACAGCUUCAACAGCAGUUGCAACAGCAACAACUACAACAGCAGCAGCAAUAUCAGCUUCAACAGCUACAACAACAAUAUGUACAGCAGCAACAUCAGGCGGAUCAGCAACAAAAUCCUUCCAUUAAUUCAUAUGAGCCAAAUGUAAGCCAGAACCAGGCUGAUGAUAAUGGAGCUUUUGAAAUAGGAACUUUUGAUCCCAAUGCUUAUGAGGUAUGCUCACAGUGAUUGUGUGAUAGAUCAUAGAGCUACUUUAGGGACAUUCAUAGAAUCUGUAUGCAAUUGAGACAAAAAUAAAAAAGUAAAGCACCUCUAAAAAUAUCUGAUGCCCAUUUAUUCUUCAUAUUAUGCAAAUUAUAAAAAUUACUGACAGGAAUUUUGAUAGCAUUUAAAAUUAAACUCCAUUAUACCCGAUUUCAACUUUCAUUCCUGUUCAAUCUCAAUUGUAUACAUGCUGUUGGAAAUCCCAAUCUUGCCUCCCCUUCCCUUUGAUUUCAUUGCACUGUUUUGCAUAUGUUCAAUAUGCUUAUCAUGUAUGGUCAUUGAUGCAAUGUGUUUAAUUCCUAGAGCUUAUGUUAUGGCUUAUUUCAUCAUUCUGUUCAUUUGCUGUUAGUUCUGCUUAUGGUCAACUGUUCAUAAUUUUUUUUUAAAUUUAGUGGCUGUAUCAAUAAAUUGCAUUUUGAUAUGAUUAACACAAUUAUAUCCUUGAUUAUAAAACUUCUUUUCUUGUUGAUCCCCUUGUUUUAACUCAUGUGUUUGUCUGGUUUACUAAAAAAGGAUAUUGCUAAUGGUAUUCUAACAGACAAUGUGUUUUUAUUUUGUAGACUGCUUCUAAAACCAAAUUAUCUAAUGCAAGUGGAAGGGGCUCAGUGCAGUAUAAUAAAAUUAUCUUGUGAGGAAUUCAUUGUGCACAUGUAUGCAUUAUGGUGGGUCAGCUUAAGUUUCAUAUCUGCAUGAUCAAAUAAUUUCAGUGCUACAUUUACUAAUUUAUAUUACUGGUAACUAGUUGUGUGUAAGUAUUUAAACAAAAAAAAAUGAAUGCAAAUAUUUGCAUUUAUCUUUCUCCUAAACAUUUUGCAGAAUCACAAUUUCUAGAUGUUUUUAAAUACAUUUUUUUUUAUUAAUAUAAAACAAUGAUCUAAUGCAAAACUUAAUUUCCUUAACAUUGUGGAUUACAUAUUUGGUGUGAGCAAUAAAAUCAAGAUCUUCUAAGCUUUCAUUAGCAAAUUAUCGUUUGUGUAGUAAUGUAAGAAAAUUUUUUUAAAAUAGUAAUUAUCAUUAAGCCUUUAAAAUUUCAGUUGACCUUUUAUACAAAGUGACUAACUGCUGUUGGGUAGUGUUAAUCAGAUACUUACAGAAAUUAAAACUUUUAGAAAAUUGUCAUCUAGUCCCUAGUUGGAUCUAAUCUCUCGGUUAUGAUAUAAUAUUUAUUAAGCAUUGCAUGUUUUAAAUGAUUUCGCUAUAAGUAAAUUAUUCUCUUUUAUGUUGCUUUUUUUUAAAGCUCUGUUCUACUGCUUGUAAGAAUGAGGUAGUUAUUUUCAGGUUAUUCUAAGCAUCUCAGGUUAAAAUUUUAGAACUUAUUAAAAAAUCUGAACUCAUUCCAUUUUAUAUGAGCACAAUCUUUGUUUAUAAAUAUUUUUUAAACUGAUCUCCAUAUGAAAAUAUUUGGUUAUAAUAUAUUCACUUAAACCAAGUGCACUUAAACUUAGUAUCACAAAACGUGCUAACUUAAUUAAAUUUACAAUAUUUUGGAAAUUCUUAGUAAACUGCUGAAAUAUUACUGUUCCAAUAACCCAAAAUAUUCUUUUUCCUGGAAGCAUUCCAAAGUAUUUCAUACAAUCGUGACAGAAAUUUUUUUUGUUGAUACCAACUGCUGAUUCAAAGAAUUUUACGAUCACAAUUGAAUUUUAGAGAGAAAAAUGACUGAAUUUCGUCUGGUCACGUUUGAGUUGCACACCAUUUUGUUACUUAAUUUAUUAUUCACUAUUGCUGUAUUUAAAACAGUUAAUGUGUUGAGUCAUCAUGAAUUUUAGGGUUCUAUUAGCUGAUCGCUUUGCUAAUAUUCAUUAUAUAUAAUAAAUCAGGGUAAAUCUAUGAAAUUGUGGUGGUUUUUUUUUUAACUUCUUGUCAAAAGUGUUCAAUAGUUCUCUAUAUGAGGUAAUGUUUUAUUUUGCUUACAAAAGAUCUGAUACAUUGACACAUUUUUUUUAUUAAUAUAGCAGCUGAGUUAGAUGUAAAAAAUGUACAGAACUAAAGAUAUUUUCAACAUAUGGCAAACUUUAAAUUUAAAACAAAUCUUGUUGUAAGUAUUAUUUUGAGGAAUGCAGUUUUUAAUAAUAAAUAUGUCACCAUGUAGGGUAUUUGCAGAAAUUUAACAUUGAUGUAAAUUCAUUUUCCAAGCAUCCAACUGUAUUUUCAAUUAUCACUAACCACCAAGUAAUUUGCAUAUGAUAUUAACAUAAUAACAAAAUAUUUGUAAUAUUUUGCAGCUAAAUUUACAAAAUAGUGAAUAGGCAUAAUUUUACUUGAAUCAUAAUUUCAGCAGAUAUUAAUAUAAUAACAAAAUAUUUCUAAUAUUUUGCAUCUCAAUUUACAAAAUGGUGAAGAGGCAUAAUUUUACUUAAAUCAUAAUUUCAGCAGCAUUAUUUUUUUUUGCAUUUUUAAACACAAUUCUGGUUUCUCCAUUUUACAAGGUGUUAUUUAGCAAUACAUGUACAAAUACAAGAAGAAAGGUUACUUAUUUAUUUAUUUGUUUAAAUAUGUGUUACUUUGUAAUAUUUGGUGCUCUGAAAAGAAACAAAUUCAAAAUACUUUUUUUUAAUGUCCUUUCCCACACUGAAUUAAAGUGAAUUUUUGUGGCCAAUUAACACUGCAAAAUACAAAUAAUUUUAUUCUGCUUCAUAUAUUCACAUUAGAUUUAUUAGUGUCAUUGUUUGUAGCUGUGCACUUAAAUAGUUAGCAAAUAUAACCAAACACCAAGCAUGUGUUCAAAAGUCUGUGUAAAAUGUAAGAGCUCAUAUUGCUUAAUUAAUUGUUUUUAUUUUAAACUGGUCUACUUUCCCUUUGACAUUUUCUUGUUUGUGCCUUAGUAAUGAUUAAGGUCUUUACAGGUUGUGACAAGUCCCCAGCCACUAAGUGCCAUGAGAACAGAAGAUGAGGUGUUAGAAGAAAAUGGGGGUUGUCCUGACAAAACACAAACUCUGGGUGCAGAUUCAGAACCUGGUUCUGGGGAGACCAAUGAAAACAAAGAAGAGAAAACUGAGGAUGAGUUAAGAGAUACAGAGGAUGAUGAUGAAUGGGUUGAAGAAGAUAACUAAAAAUUGUAAUUUUACUGGUUGUGUUUAACACACAAGUAUAUCCAUCUAUGGUUGUCAACUACUAUUACUAUUACACACUCAGUGUAUGUAAUUUAACUUAGUAACUUUUGCCUUAAUGCUCUUGUAACCAAAUGGUGUUCCAUUCAUUAGUUAAUUUGAAGUUUAGUUCAUAUGUUACUUUUAAUACCUCUCUGAUAGAAAGUGUAUCAUAUAUUAUCUUUUACCUACAUUGUGACAAUUUUGUGAAUUACUUGUACAUUUUAUUUGUUUUGCUUGUUUUAUUUGCAAAUUUUUUAGGCCUUUUAAAUUAACAAGAAAGCUGUCUAAAAAUUCAUCCCCAUUCUCUAUAGUAAAGUAAUUACCGUAUAUAUAUUUAAAGAAUCACUAUUUGAAAGCCUUUGUACAAGUUCCUAGUCAGAUUGCUGAGCAUGCUAGUUGUAGCUUUGAGUAAAAAGUUUCUGGUAUGAUCGUAAUCAAAUUUAAAAAAAAAUCUAGCUCAACAAAAUUUUAGACUAAUUAAUCACCUAUGCAUUUAGAAUAAUAUUGGAUUUUUCUAUCCUUUUAAUUGAUUUUCAUUUUUUAAACUAAAUAUUACAAGCUUGCCAUUGAAGCCUAUCCGUGUUUAAGUGUACAUGUACGGUAAUAUUAAUAUUACAUUAUUUGUAAACGUCUGCUUUAAAAAUUAGAUUGUCUUUCUUAUUGUAUAUAGUUAAAUUUAAAUUAAUAUUCUUGUUGGCAGUUAAAUUUUGUUAAGAGGUGGAUUCUGAUUUUUAAGUUUGAAUAUCUCCAACAUGUAUUUGAUAAUAUGAAGGAAAAAAGGCUAGGGUUAAAAAUAAUUCUUUAAAUUAAUUUAAAAGUUUCCAAAUCCUGAAAUGAUAGAAAUGUAUUUAAUUUCAUUAUUUAUUAUAUCUUAUUAUUUCUUUUUAAUGCUUAGUCCAUUUGAUUAAAAAAAAUAUUUUUGAAAAAGAAACCUGCUGUCAUAAAAAUCAAUAAAUUAUGUUCUUUUA
Molecule: messenger RNA, 36347 nt
Organism: Lymnaea stagnalis (great pond snail)
Lineage: Eukaryota; Metazoa; Mollusca; Gastropoda; Lymnaeidae
Source: the annotation of a GenBank genome assembly